AUGAGUCCUGCAGCCUGGCUGUGCUGGGCCUCCCUUCUUCUCCUGGCCAGGCUUACCCAACCCUGCCCUGAAGGCUGUGACUGCAUCAUCCAGGAGGUGUUCUGCUUGGACGAGGAGCUGGCCGCUGUGCCACUGGACAUCCCGUCCUAUGCCACAAACAUCAUCUUUGUGGAAACCUUGUUCUCCAUGGUGGGAACCAGGGCCUUCAGCAGUAGCCCCAACCUGACAAAGGUGGUCUUCCUCAAUACCCAGCUCUGCCACUUUGGGCCGGAUGCCUUUGGGGGACUGCCCAGGCUCGAGGACCUGGAAAUCACUGGCAGUGCCUUCUCCAACCUCACUGCUGGCAUCUUCUCCAACCUGACCUCUCUGAGCAAGUUCACCCUCAACUUCAACAAGCUGGAGGCACUGCCCGAGGGCCUCUUUCAGCACAUGGAUGCCCUGGAGUCCCUCCAGUUGCAGGGGAACCGCCUCAAAGUACUGCCCUUAAGGCUCUUCCAUCCUCUGGGACAUCUGAGGACCCUCAACCUUGCUCAGAACCUCCUGACCCAGCUCCCCGAGGAGCUGUUCGACCCACUGGUCAGUCUGCAGACCCUGAAGUUGAGCAACAAUGCUCUCUCUGACCUUCCCCAGGGCGUGUUUAGCAAGCUGGGUAGCCUGCAGGAGCUCUUUCUGGAUGGCAACUCGAUAUCACAGCUGUCCCCUGAGGUAUUCUCGCAGCUCUUCUGCCUGGAGAAGCUGUGGCUGCAGCGCAAUGCCAUUGAGCGCCUGCCACUCUCUGUCUUCUCCUCCCUGGGCAACCUCACCUUCCUGAACUUGCAGGGCAACUCACUGCGGACACUGCCAGCCGGCCUCUUUGCCCAGACCUCAGGCCUGGUGGGGCUAUCUCUGUCUCACAACCAGCUGGAGACCGUUGCUGAGGAAGCCUUUGCCAACCUGUCUAGACUCAGCUCCCUCACACUCUCACAUAAUGCCAUCACCCACCUCCCAGCUGGUGUCUUCUGGGACCUUGAGGGAUUGGUCAGGCUCUAUCUGGGCAGCAACAACCUGACAGCCUUGCACCCAGCCCUUUUCCAGAACCUGUCCAACCUUGAGCUGCUCAGCCUCUCCAGGAACCUCCUGACCACACUCCCAGAGGGCAUCUUUGACACCAACUACAACCUGUUCAACCUCGGUCUGCACAGCAACCCCUGGCAGUGUGACUGCCAUCUGGCCUACCUCUUCAGCUGGCUGCGCCAGUACAGCGACCGGCUCUUCAACAUCCAGACCUACUGCGCCGGGCCUGCUUACCUCAAGGGCCAGGUGGUACCUGCCUUAGAGGAAAAGCAGCUGGUGUGCCCUGUCACCAGGGACCGCUUGGGCUUCCAGGGCCCAGGGCUGGAUGAACAGGAGCCAGGGGGCAUCUGGGAUCUGGCCGCAGCGGGAAGGGCACGAAGCCCAUGCACCUACAGCAACCCUGAAGGCACAGUGGUGCUGGCCUGUGAUGAGGCUCGGUGCCGCUGGCUAAACAUCCAACUCUCUCCUCGGCAGGGCUCGGGAACCCCGGGACUGGCAUACAACACCACUCGGGAGUGGGACUUGAGGUCAAGCUGCGGCUCCAUGCGGGUCACUCUGUCUAUUGAGGCCCAGGCAGGGGACACCUAG
Messenger RNA from Orycteropus afer afer, 1641 nucleotides. It is a transcript of the gene CPN2, whose product is annotated as carboxypeptidase N subunit 2. The record is from RefSeq and is a predicted model, not a curated record. Gene Ontology annotation, molecular function: protein binding. The coding region runs from base 1 to 1641 and encodes 546 amino acids. NCBI's taxonomy places the organism in Eukaryota, Metazoa, Chordata, Mammalia, Tubulidentata, Orycteropodidae. The transcript has a single exon.